AAUAAUAAUGAGCCAAUUGACAUUUUUAAAAACUUGGAGAUUUUUGGAAGAUUUCAUACAUUACAGUAUUUGUUGAUAUGUUUGCCCCUUAUCAUGGUAUCUAUGACGCACGUCAACUAUAUAUUCGUCGCAGAGGACAUUGAGUACAGAUGUCGAGUGCCUGGCUGUGAAAAUGAUCACCCGACUGUACAAGUUCCUUCGUGGUGGCCUCAAGGAACAGACCCUAAAUGCUUCAAACCAGUAUUGGAUCUUAACAAGUACAACAUUAACAAUCAUACGUGCUCAAAUUCGUCAUUCGUUGAAAUAAUUGAAGAAUGCCACGAUUGGAUUUAUGAGAGUAACAACUCUAUAGUUGCUGAGCUAAAUCUCGGAUGUCAGUCUUGGAAGGCAACAUUGGUGGGUAGUAUUCACAAUGCUGGUAUGAUCGCCUCCAUGAUGUUCGCCGGCUGGAUUUCUGACAAGAUAGGAAGGAAGCCAACAAUAAUUAUUUGCUCGGUCGGAGGUGCGAUUGGUGUAGUGAAAAUAUUCAUCACAAAUUAUUACGCAUAUUUAGGAGUAGAAUUUUUAGAAUCUCUUCUUGCGUCUGGCCUUUACACAGUCGCCGUAGUUUUACUGAUAGAACUUGGAGGAGAAGCUAAAAGAGUGAGCGCAGGUGUAAUUUUUUCUUAUGCAGUUUACGUCGGUGAGGUCACGUUUGCGUUCAUUGCCAUGGGUUUGAAAUACUGGAAAUUCCUGAUAUUAGUAGUCUACACCCCAAUGGCCUUAUUCGUCUUCUAUAUUUUGUGCUUGAAAGAGAGCACAAGAUGGCAAAUGUUAAGAGGCAGAACGCAACAAGCCAAAGACACGUUUAAAUGUAUUGCAAAACUAAAUAAACUAGAAGUUACACCUAAAGAAAUUGAAGACUUGAGUGAAGAAGAGCUCAGAUUUAAACUGAAUGUUCAAAUACAGAAAGAGAAGGAGACUAUUAAAGAUAUACUGGGUUCCAAAGAGAUAAUGGUCCGCCUCGCAGUGACGUCAUUCUGUUUCUUUACAUCCAGUUUCCUUUAUUAUGGCUCGAUGGUGCAUUCAGUGCUUUUACCAGGAAAUAAGUACACAAACUUCGUGUUAGCGUCAGUAACCUCAUUCCCUGGAGAUUUGUUAGCGUUUUACACAUUCAACAAAUUUGGACGAAGGAUCACAUUGCAGUGGGGUUAUUUCGGAAGUGCUGUAUUUCUAAUUGCCCAGACUUAUGCACCUGCUUCAAUAACAUGGCUAAAAGUUCUACUGUUCCUGUUUAGCAAGCUGGGAGUCGUGGUGUGCUUCACAGGCAUCUACACGUACAGUUUGGAACUGUUUCCAACCAGUGUCCGAGGUUCUUUAGUCGGAUGCGGUAAUACAGCGGCUAGAAUCGGCAGUAUGCUUGCACCUCUCACUCCUUUACUGGUUACACAUCUAGACUCACUGCCGUCUAUACUGUUUUCAUCAACAGCGAUAGCAGCAGCAGUGUUGCUUACGUUUACACCAGAAACAAAGACGUUGCCAUUGUUCGAUACAAUUGCACAAAUAGAAGCUUACAGGUCGAAAGUGUCGACACAUUUAUAAUAAUGUAUCAAUUCUAAAGUGUCAAAGUUUCCAAUUUAUAUACUUUAAUGAAUGACCGUGCGCACCUGUGGUGAGCUCUCACUUAAAUUACAAACUGUCGAAAUAGACUCCUUUUUUUAUGCAUGCAGAAUGCAUAAUAAAGAAAGUUCAUGUAAUUUUUUGAAGACGUGUGAAACUAGACGGGUCAGCAUGACUGACUGUGAUUUGAAACUUUGAAACCUGAUAAAUAAUAUUUACAAUUAAUCAAGAAACUAAACAAUCUGACAAAGCCGUGAAUUUAAAUAAAAAUACUAUACAGUACUGUAUUUAUGAUAGUUUCUAUAACCUGACCUGUGGCUUAGUGCACAGAGUCAUGGUCAAGCUUGAUACCUAAGAUUUAAAAGUCUAUGCAGCUUACAAUAAGAACAGACCAAUAUCGAAAGUGUCAGACUUGAUCAGCUCUUGACUGUAUCUAUCUAUGAAAAAUUUAAAUUCAGUUUACGUUCGUGUAAUUAUAAUUAUUAUUAGAAUGUAAAUAAAAGUAUUUUGUACUAUGAUGCUAUGAAUGUUUAUAUGAAUGUUUGUACUAUGAUAUAUACUUUUAAAUUGUAAUCCGCUAGAUAACGUAACUAAAAGUGAUAUGCAAAAAGUAUUACGAUUGUAUAAAUACAAUGUAUUACG
Molecule: messenger RNA, 2241 nt
Organism: Hyposmocoma kahamanoa
Lineage: Eukaryota; Metazoa; Arthropoda; Insecta; Lepidoptera; Cosmopterigidae
Product: organic cation transporter protein-like
Exons: 7
Coding region: 94-1581 (495 amino acids)
Biological process (GO): transmembrane transport
Cellular component (GO): membrane
Molecular function (GO): transmembrane transporter activity
Source: RefSeq, a predicted model, not a curated record